Molecule: messenger RNA, 622 nt
Organism: Hordeum vulgare subsp. vulgare (domesticated barley)
Lineage: Eukaryota; Viridiplantae; Streptophyta; Magnoliopsida; Poales; Poaceae
Exons: 1
Coding region: 81-497 (138 amino acids)
Source: RefSeq, a predicted model, not a curated record
UUCAACAAGCUCAUCUACCAAACCAACAAACUAAAACCCCACUUCCCCAGCAAACAAUCCCCCUACAAGGCAUUCCUCAAAUGGCGUCCCGGCUGGUCGAGAGCCACCGCGCCGGCGCCGAGGUGCUCAAGGGGGACGAUAUCUGCAAGAAGAAGUGCGUCGAGCUUCUUGAAGAGCUUGGCCUCCCGAAGGGCCUCUUUCCUAUGGACGACAUCGAGGAGGUCGGGUACAACCAUGAGAGUGGGUUCGUGUGGAUAGUUCAGAAGAAUAAGAAAAAGCACACCUUCAAGAAGAUCAACCAGACCGUCUCCUACGACACUGUGGUGACCGCUUUUGUGGAGAAGGGCAAGAUUAAGAACGUCACCGGAGUUAAGAUUGAGGAGUUGUCUUUGGUCGAGGUCUUUGUGGAUGAGUCUUCUGCUGAUAAGGUCACCAUCAAGACCGACGCUGGUCUCUCUGACACCCAUGAUGCGUCCGUGUUCGCUCUCGGAGAAUAGGGACCUACUAGUCAGAAAGUCCAGAAGAAUAAAGUGAGAGAAUGGUUCGGCACUACAAUUCACAUGUUAUGCAGAAGUAUAUGUUCCGUUUUCUUUGUAAUCCAAUAAAGGCAUAGUUCUGCAUA